Pyrenophora tritici-repentis Pt-1C-BFP is the source of this 993-nucleotide messenger RNA. RefSeq lists its product as uncharacterized. Lineage: Eukaryota; Fungi; Ascomycota; Dothideomycetes; Pleosporales; Pleosporaceae. The record is from RefSeq and is a predicted model, not a curated record.
AUGGUACAUGCCCCUGAUUAUCGAUCAGGCAGCAUGCAUGAUGCGUCGGUCUCUGCCGCUCUACUAUCUCAAGAUGCUCUGCCACUCUCAGCCGUGGGAUCCACUUUCUCGGUGGGUGCAGAAGCGCUACGUUUUGACAUGGGCCAUCAUCACACUGUCAACGUAGCAUCUUAUCGCGCUCUUCUGAACGGACUGGUGCAUACAAUGUGCUUUGAAUUGCCGCAGUUAGAGCAAUUUAGUAUCAUGAACUUCGCAAAGUCAAGGUGGCACUCGAAUCUGGCAGGAACACCGUACAUACUCCAGGAGCUGACAAUGAGACCUGUUCCACAAGCUUUGACAACGCUAGACCUGCAGCUGGAUAUGUCAACUCAUAAUACGGGUCUCCACUUGGCACAGGUUAGUGAACUGAUUGGAAGAAACCCGAACCUGAAGGUGUUUAAACUAUGUGCGGGUCCGGAUAUGGAAUUUUACCAUCGUUUGUACAACAAGAACUGGGCUCAUUUACUUGAGGCGCUUGGUUCCGACCCCCCGUUUCGCCUGCAUACUCUCGAAAUUGACGGACUUAUUGCUAGCACCACCGCACCAACUCUCGAUCGCAUCAUCGACGUGCACUCGUCCAACCUCCGCCGUCUGGUCCUCAAAAACACGAACUUCUGCCCGCCAAAUUCGCUCGGCGCUUUUUUCAACGCGUUAGCUAAUUCAGAAGUACGAUACUAUGCAUGGAAGCAGUUUAUGGUUCCUCAGGCCAUCUGUCUCAUGAGCAGCCGCUUGCUGUGCUCGAUAGUUCCAGAUGAGGCUUUGACGCCUACAUAUUAUAAUGGCUUAGCACCUGAAUCUGACAAAGACUGGGUACAUAUAACACGGGAUUUUGUCGACAAUGAUGGUUUAUUUGUAUGGGACGAUUAUGACGAAUCAAUGGAAAAAGGCGGCAUUAAGUCAGCCUUCAGAGGCGUGGGCAUAGCCAUAAAAUGCGGUGCGAUCGAGUGUAUUUAG